CAAAGCAGAAGCACUUAUCUCAGACUCUGCGCUUGAUCCUGGGCUUCGCUGCCUGCCAAGAUCUGUUUUUCCUCUCCAUUGAACUUAGAUUGGCUGUUCACAGAGGAGCCUUUGACUGCAACAAAAUAAAACGAAUACAAAAAAUAAAAUAAAAAUGAUUCCCCGCUUCAAGAAAACUUCUUUUGCUGAGUUCUGUCUUGUGCUCUGUGUUUUUGACCUGGCACUGCUUGGAGAUAUCACUUGGGGUAUACCAAUGGAAGAUCAGGAUUACUAUCUACAGGAAAUUAUCAACAGGGAUCAUUAUUAUUCUUUUCCGGAUCCUGAGGAGGAAUUUUCACCUUUCACAGAAGAGCCAAAAGAGGAAGAAAUGGAGCCCCCUGCAGAAAGAGAAGAAACCCCAACAUUCAGGCCAGGCAAGAAGGAGUUAAAACCAAAGAAAGCCAACAAAAAAGAAAAGUCACCUCUGGAGACCCCACCAGCUAAAAAUGGCAACAAGAAAGGUGAGAAAAACAAGAAGAGCCAUGAAGGAACACCAGAUGGUGACUAUGAAAGACGAAGCACUUACGAGGACAGUCGAGAAAGCUGCCCUCCCCUGGGUCUUGAAACAUUAAAAAUUACUGACUUCCAGCUCCAUGCAUCUACAGUAAAGCGAUAUGGCCUUGGGGCCCACAGAGCACGGCUAAAUAUUCAGGCAGGUGUUAAUGAAAAUGAUUUUUAUGAUGGCGCUUGGUGCGCAGGGCGGAAUGAUCCAUACCAAUGGAUCGAAGUGGAUGCUCGGAGGCUAACCAAGUUCACAGGCGUUAUCACACAGGGAAGGAAUUCUCUCUGGCUGAGUGACUGGGUAACGUCUUACAAAGUUAUGGUGAGCAAUGAUAGCCAUGCAUGGAUCACGGUCAAAAAUGGUUCUGGAGACAUGAUUUUUGAAGGCAACAGUGAGAAGGAGAUUCCAGUCCUCAACGAGCUGCCGGUACCGCUGGUUGCACGUUACAUUCGAAUAAACCCUCGAACGUGGUAUGAAGAAGGAAGCAUAUGCAUGAGACUGGAGAUCCUAGGCUGUCCUCUCCCAGAUCCAAAUAAUUAUUAUCACAGAAGAAAUGAAAUGACAACAACAGACAACCUUGAUUUUAAGCAUCAUAACUACAAAGAAAUGAGGCAGCUGAUGAAAGUGGUGAAUGAGAUGUGUCCAAAUAUCACGAGAAUUUACAAUAUCGGGAAAAGUUACCAAGGGCUAAAGCUGUACGCUGUUGAAAUUUCGGACAAUCCAGGAGAACACGAAGUUGGUGAGCCAGAAUUUCGAUAUAUGGCAGGGGCUCAUGGGAAUGAGGUGCUCGGACGUGAGCUGCUGCUUUUGUUGAUGCAGUUUCUGUGCCAGGAAUAUCUGGCUGGGAAUCCACGCAUUGUGCGCCUCAUUAAGGAUACCAGAAUUCAUCUCCUUCCUUCAAUUAACCCAGAUGGAUAUGAAAAGGCCUAUGAAGUGGGUUCAGAAUUAGGAGGCUGGUCUUUAGGACGAUGGACUCAAGAUGGCAUUGAUAUCAACAAUAACUUCCCUGACUUAAACACUCUGCUUUGGGAAGCUGAGGACCGGAAAAGGGUUCUGAGAAAGGUCCCAAAUCAUCACAUACCAAUUCCAGAAUGGUACCUGUCUGAAAAUGCUACAGUAGCCGUUGAAACACGUGCAGUGAUUGCAUGGAUGGAAAAAAACCCAUUUGUACUUGGAGGCAACUUACAAGGAGGAGAACUCGUUGUUGCUUAUCCGUACGAUAUGGUCCGAUCGACGUGGAAAACUCAGGAGCAUACACCUACUGCAGACGAUCAUGUUUUUAGGUGGCUGGCAUAUUCCUAUGCCUCCACUCAUCGACUCAUGACAGAUGCUCGGAGAAGAGUGUGCCAUACAGAGGACUUCCAGAAGGAAGAUGGGACUGUAAAUGGAGCUUCGUGGCAUACCGUUGCAGGAAGUAUAAAUGACUUUAGCUACCUACAUACAAAUUGUUUUGAACUCUCCAUAUAUGUUGGCUGUGAUAAAUAUCCUCAUGAAAGCGAAUUACCUGAAGAGUGGGAAAAUAACCGGGAGUCCCUUAUUGUUUUCAUGGAGCAGGUACACCGGGGAAUUAAAGGCAUGGUGAGGGAUCUACAUGGAAAGGGAAUUCCAAAUGCCAUUAUUUCCGUAGAAGGUGUUAACCACGAUAUCCGCACAGCAAGCGAUGGAUGUUAUUGGCGCCUUCUCAACCCAGGAGAAUACAUGGUCACCGCAAGAGCCGAAGGUUAUACUGUCACCACUAAGAAUUGUGCUGUGGGCUAUGACAUGGGCGCCACACGGUGCGACUUCACAAUCAGCAAAACCAACAUGGCCCGGAUCAAAGAGAUCAUGGAGAAAUUUGGAAAGCAGCCCAUUAGUCUGUCACUCCGACGGCGCAGACAACGAGCAAGGCAGAGGCGCCAGCAGUAUAGACUACUUUCUACAGUGUAACAAAUUAAGCUCUCAUGUUCUGCACCUAAACUGAGAUACUCUAACAGUAGGGAAUAUAUGUGAUAUUUUUCAUAUCCCCUUUCUAACAAUAUUCUCAUUAGGGAUCUUGUAUUGAAGAAUAUUUUGGCAUCCCACAGCUCAGUAUUUAAAUUUAUAUGCUGUUCUGAAAAUUUUGGAACAAAACAUUGUCUCUAAAAAGAGCCCACGAAGUAGCAAUUGCAUGUGGCACCUGUAUCCUCUGACCCAGAGGAACGCUUUAUAUAUCCAGGUGCUGAGAAGAAAUUCCAUACAGAUACAAUAUCAGAUAAUCUGCUGCAAUUGAAACCAUUGAAUUAAAGAUGCUGUGGCUACCAGCUUUGGGUUUGGGGGUUGGAAAUGAGAUUUCAGGAUUUAACAUUAAGUGUAUGAAUGCAAAACUUUGGGCUUAGAAACAGAAGUUGCAUUCUGUCAAAGACAUCACGUGCCUGUUUCACCCGGCACCCGUUCUGGUGUAAUAGUCCUUAGACAAAAUUCAACAGGGAGCAAAGAGAUGUGUGACAAAGUAAAACCAAUUAAAGCUGGGUCCAUUGACACAGAAAAAAAAUGAAAUACUAAAUGAAUGGGUUCUUUAAAGGACUUUUUUUUUAAAAAAAAAAAUUAUUUCACCUAUGUGUCUCUGGAUCAGUCUGGAACUGAUUUAAACAUGACAGAAGAGUUUGGUGGACAUAUGACUUUGCAAAAAUCAAGAAAUGAGCUUCACCUCUUAAUCUGCACCAGUCACCACUCUGUUGAUUGUUGAAUGAAUGCAUCUUUCAUUGCAAAUGCCCUUGUCUUCAGAGCAUCCUCAAUAUAUGUUUCUAUCAUAAAGUUAAAACCAGCUUUAAAUCCAUGUUCAAUGUGCUUUAUAUUACCAGAUUCACUAAAUUGAACUUCAGAUCAUCUGCUCGCUGACCUAUUCUUCAAGACUUAAGAGUAGGUUGAUUAUCCUCCAAGUAAUGUGCAGUAUAGCAACUGGCCUAGUUAAUUAUGAAGGCACAGGAUUGUUUAUAGUUACAUUGUGGUGGGAAAGAGAACUAGUGAAGCAUGGUGACUAUGCAACUGAGCUAUGAAUCAAGAAGCACCAGGUUAUCUUACUUCUGCCAUGAACUCACUAAGUGGUCUUAAGCUCAAUCCCCCAUCUGUAAUAAGGAAAUAAUGUUAUUUACCUUCACAGGGUAUGAACCCCAUUAUGUCAUUCAUAAGAACAUAAGAAGUGUCAUGCUGGAUCAGACCAAGGGUCCAUCUAGUCCAGCACUCUGUUCACACAAUGACCAACCA
This is a messenger RNA of Elgaria multicarinata webbii, 3763 nucleotides long. It is a transcript of the gene CPXM2, whose product is annotated as carboxypeptidase X, M14 family member 2. Gene Ontology annotation, biological process: peptide metabolic process; protein processing. The transcript has 14 exons. The coding region runs from base 155 to 2467 and encodes 770 amino acids. The record is from RefSeq and is a predicted model, not a curated record. Lineage: Eukaryota; Metazoa; Chordata; Lepidosauria; Squamata; Anguidae. Gene Ontology annotation, molecular function: metallocarboxypeptidase activity; zinc ion binding.